AACUAGCAGGCUUCUGUUUUUGGGCCAAUUCUUGCAAAGACACCAUUUUGUGCUGAAAACAAAAGCCCAUUCCAUCAUGCCAUUAAAGACAGGACUUCUCCUCUCUCUGUUUAUGGUCACCCUCCAUGCCACCACAAUCAAAGAUCUGAACAGCCCAGAUACUUGGUCUGAAGUCAGAAACAUGAAUCACAAAAACUUAAUUGGGCUUCUAAGACCAACCAAACAGACAGAAGGAGCCAAGGGGACCUUUGACCUGGUCAGACCCCGUGCAAAGAGGUCUUCGUUCUUCCAGUCUGGGGUGAAAGUCUGUCCUCAGGAAACCAUCAAAGAAGUGAUGUCCAGCCACCGUGCAUAUUACAAGCUGAGAGUUUGCCAGGAGGCGGUGUGGGAGGCCUUCCGUGUCUUCCUGGACAGGCUCCCGGACAACGCCGAGUACCAGAGGUGGGUGUCGGCCUGUCAGCACCAGUCUCUCUGCAUCGACGACCUGGCCAGGAACUUCAGCCACUCUCAGGAGCACAUUGAAAUGGUGCAAAAGAAAGUGCUGUCACAUGAGGAGAAGCAGCAGGAAAGACAGGGGAUGACGACAGUGCAUGGCACACCAGAAGAAGCCACAACUGGAACUGGAGCUGGUGGUGCUCAGGCGGAGCAUCCCAACGUUGUGCCAGAGGUGAUGGUGGAGCAGGUGGUGGAGUUCAGCAUCACCAUUGCGGACCCCAGCUACAGGGCAGACCUAAGUGAUCCCAACAGCACUGAGUACCAGGAACUCACACGCAGGCUGCACGACCAGAUGGUGCGCGUGUUUGAAAACCUUCCAGGAUUUAAGGAGAUCCGAGUGCUGGGCAUCAGGGCGAAGGGAGAGUCGGUCCGCUGCGCCGUGGUCUUCGAGACCGACGCGACCGGCUGCAGCGACUACAUGGACGAGAUCGUGGACACGGCAGACCUGCACGGGGGUCCUGGAGACGGGCCCAACCUGCAGGACAUGGUGGCCAAAGCCCUGAGCGAGCAGAACUCCCUGCCUCUGGACAUAAACUCUCUCAGCUUCGGACCCGGUACAUCUCCAGAGCCAGACUCCCACAAUGAGCUAACGAUGUCUACCAUGCAGCCCUCAGCUGAAGUGGAAAGGCCAUGGCUGAAUGUCCCUCUGGCCCCUGUGGAAAGGGACAAUGACCUGGAGACCCUUCUGGAACCCACAGCUGUACCAGAAGAGGAGGCUGUCAAAAAGACUAGUAUCUCUGGGGUCGCUGCGGUUCUAGAGCAUUCUACAGUCACACCCACGAGUAAUGUUCCUGGCCCUGUACUCAGAGGGGACGCGUCUGAAGCUACCACACACAUUCUCAACGCCGAAACCGUGGUGACCCCACCCUCACUUGACGCGGUUGCCUUGGGCGAUGCAGCAGAGCCAACCAGCUCCCCUCAACCACCGACAGAGCCGAUUGGUCCUCCCCAGCCUGAAGGGGGCGCAGGCACAGGGGAGGACGGACAACUUCCUCCUGUAGACCAUGAGGCAGCAGAACCUGAAGGUGAAAGCGUUGUCCCACAGGUACCUACAGGCUCUACUGUGGAGGACGGCGUUCCAAAGGUGACCCUCCGGCCAGACGGCACCACAGUAGAAGUGACAACCACCGUGGUGGCCGAUUCCCCAGAGGACAAUGAGAUAAAGGAAGGUGUCGAGCCCCCGGAGGAAAUCCCUGAGCUGCACGACGUUUCCACUCCGCCAUCUACGGGACCAGGUCCCUCUGGGACAGCGUUCACCUCUCCAACCACCACUGAAGUUGUGAGAGGAUCCACAGCGGUGCCCGCCGCUACAGAACCAGCGACCACCGUUCCCACCGUGCCUCAGGCCACGGUCGCCCAAACCCCUACAGAGCCUGUCGUCACGGUAACGGAAGAGCGUGCGGUUCACGACGAGGAGGAGAGGCCUUCGCCGCCGCCCACGGCCGAGGGGGUGGCUGACGUGAACGCUGGCGAGGGGGACGCCGUGGAGAACCCUGACGGUGGAAGCGCGGAAGCCAGCGGCGCGCUGGACUACGGCGGCGGGUUCGAGACCGGAGACCGCCCCUUCGAGGCCACGCCCUCCCCGCCCCUCAGAUACAUAACCACGCCCUCCAUGACCACAGCAAGCAAGGGCAAAGAGUUAGUGGUGUUCUUUAGCUUGCGGGUCACUAACAUGGUGUUUUCAGAUGACCUGUUCAACAAGAGCUCGCCUGAGUACCAGUCGCUGGAGAAUACCUUUCUCGAACUGACACAGUUCACUAAGCCCAAAGACUGGCAGAACCCAGGGGCCUCGCAGAAAUCAGAGAGCUCGGGGCAGAGGACUUUAGCGUCAAUACCGCUUCUUCCGUAUCUGCAGUCUAAUUUAACGGGAUUUAAAGAGCUGGAGGUUCUCAACUUCAGGAACGGCAGCGUCGUGGUCAACAGCAAAAUGAAGUUUACCAAGUCGGUGCCAUAUAACAUCACAGAGGCCGUGCAGUGUGUCCUGGAGGAUUUCUGCGACUCGGUGUCCAAACAUCUGGACAUUGAGAUUGACAGCCGUUCCCUAGACGUAGAACCAGCCGAUCGAGCAGACCCUUGUAAGUUUCUGGCCUGCAACGAGUUUUCCCGGUGCGUGGUAAACAAAUGGACCAAAGAGGGCGAAUGCCUGUGCGAUCCAGGAUACAGCAGCGUGGACGGACUGCCCUGCCAGAGCAUCUGCACCCUGACGCCGGACUACUGUCUCAAUGGCGGGCAGUGUGAGAUAGUCCCGGGUCACGGAGCUACUUGCAGAUGUGCUGUUGGCAAAUACUGGCACUUUCAUGGAGAACACUGCUCUGAGCUGGUGUCGCUCUCCAUAGACCCCCUGGUUAUUGUAGCCUGCCUCGUGGGGUCUCUCAUCCUCGUUUUUGCCAUCAUAGGGGUCUUGAUAUUCAUAAACAAGAAAUGCGUUGGGACCAGAAAGACGGUGACUUUGGUACACACUCACAGUCCUUUUGCAUUUGGGAGCACCAGGAGGGUGAACCCAGUUUUUGAGAAUGAUGACAGUGUCUUGACCCGGUUGUCCAGCUCGCUUUGCACUUCGAGCACAGACGGUAGUUCCUCGGGUUACUCCGGGGCAGAAACAUUACGUGCGUACCGCAACCUACACCUCAGUAUCGAGAUCCCCAGACAGCUCUACACAACCAGAUCAGACAAGUUAGUGACCGAGAUGGUGGAUUUCCAUCAUUGUAUACCACACAACGAGACAUGUCAAUUACCAAACCGGACUCCCUGUUGUCUCAUGAAAACAUCAGAUAAUGAACGCUUUGAAGUGACCGUCUUGUGA
Molecule: messenger RNA, 3298 nt
Organism: Megalops cyprinoides (Indo-Pacific tarpon)
Lineage: Eukaryota; Metazoa; Chordata; Actinopteri; Elopiformes; Megalopidae
Gene: impg1b
Product: interphotoreceptor matrix proteoglycan 1b
Exons: 18
Coding region: 77-3298 (1073 amino acids)
Biological process (GO): visual perception
Source: RefSeq, a predicted model, not a curated record